Molecule: messenger RNA, 585 nt
Organism: Acanthosepion pharaonis
Lineage: Eukaryota; Metazoa; Mollusca; Cephalopoda; Sepiida; Sepiidae
Source: the annotation of a GenBank genome assembly
AUGUUCCUUUGUGUGUGUCCGUUCCUUCCACGGGAUGCGUGUGUACUCCUGUCUUCGAACAGCGGAAAUUUUCUUAGCACGUCGUUCUUCCCGGAAUGUGACUUUAUAGAAAUAGAAAUCAAAUACGGUAUUCUACAGAUUGCCGAGGCUUUGUGUUAUUUGCACGUCACAGAACAGAUGAUGCAUCGCAAUAUUUCCCCGCAGUCAAUCCUUCUGACCAAACGCGGAGGUUGGAAAAUGGCUGGACUUGGGUUUGCUGAAAAAGCACUUAAAGAUGGCAAGGAUACUUACCUAUGCCAACCAUGGACAACCAAACUGCCGAAAAUGGCUCAACCCGACUUGAAUUAUAUGGCACCUGAGAUCCUUACUGACAAGACGUGCACUUCUCUCAGCGAUAUAUUUUCCUUGGGAAUGGUUGUGUGUUCAGUUUAUAAUUCUGGUAAACCGUUGAUUGAAGCUGAGCACAGCGUCAGCCUUUAUCUGAAAAAACUGGACCAGGUAAUAUUAUUCUUUUUCUUUCUUGAUUAUUAUAGUACUCAUUGGUAUGUUUCUCUACCUUUUUACUUGUAUUUGUAUAUGCAUUGA